This is a messenger RNA of Eruca vesicaria subsp. sativa (arugula), 2863 nucleotides long. NCBI's taxonomy places the organism in Eukaryota, Viridiplantae, Streptophyta, Magnoliopsida, Brassicales, Brassicaceae. The record is from the annotation of a GenBank genome assembly.
AAAAAAUCUCCUCACUUUGACUAAGAAACAAACUAUAUAAACCGGAUCGAACCAAGCCUAACCGGUCCUAUCAUUGUUCUCUGUCCCUCUGCUACCUCCUCCGAUUUGUAAGAAAAAAAUGACGUCCAAGAAAGAAAAGAAGUUGACUAAGAGUUACUUCGACGUUCUUGGAAUCUGCUGUACAUCGGAGGUUCCUCUGAUUGAGAACAUUCUCAAAUCUCUCGACGGAAUCAAGGAAUAUUCCGUCAUCGUGCCGUCAAGGACCGUCAUCGUCGUCCAUGAUAGUCUCAUCAUCUCCCAGUUACAUAUUGUGAAAGCACUCAACCAAGCGAGGCUAGAAGCCAAUGUGAGGGUGACCGGAGAAACAAACUUUAAAAAUAAAUGGCCAAAUCCAUUCGCGGUGGUUUCCGGCAUACUUCUCCUCCUUUCAUUCUUCAAAUAUCUUUACUCUCCGUUCCGUUGGCUCGCCGUCGCAGCCGUUGUCGCAGGAAUAUAUCCAAUACUAGCCAAAUCAAUAGCAUCCAUUGCAAGGUUUAGAAUCGACAUCAACGUUCUUGUUAUAAUAACCGUGGGAGCAACACUUGGUAUGCAAGACUAUACAGAAGCUGCAGCAGUUGUAUUCUUAUUCACAAUCGCUGAAUGGCUCCAAUCUAGGGCUAGCUAUAAGGCAAGUGCGGUGAUGCAGUCUCUGAUGAGUUUAGCUCCACAGAAGGCAGUGAUUGCAGAGACUGGAGAAGAAGUUGAAGUGGAUGAGCUAAAGAUCAAUACUGUUAUAGCUGUCAAAGCUGGUGAAACCAUACCUAUUGAUGGAGUUGUUGUGGAUGGUAACUGUGAGGUUGAUGAGAAAACCUUGACCGGUGAAGCCUUCCCUGUGCCUAAACUGAGAGAUUCAAUAGUUUGGGCUGGAACCAUCAAUCUUAAUGGUUACAUAACUGUGAAAACAACUUCUCUAGCUGAGGAUUGUGUGGUUGCAAAGAUGGCUAAGUUAGUGGAAGAAGCUCAGAACAGCAAAACCGAAACUCAGAGAUUUAUAGACCAAUGUUCUAAGUACUAUACUCCAGCCAUCAUCAUAAUAUCACUCUGUUUUGUGGUUAUCCCAUACGCAUUGAAGGUUCACAACCUUAAACAUUGGCUACACUUAGCACUAGUUGUGUUAGUAAGUGCUUGUCCUUGUGGGCUUAUUCUCUCAACACCAGUAGCCACUUUCUGUGCCCUAACUAAGGCAGCCACAUCAGGACUUCUGAUCAAAGGAGCUGAUUAUCUUGAGACCUUAGCCAAGAUCAAAACCGUUGCUUUUGACAAAACUGGGACCAUCACUAGAGGCGAGUUCAUAGUCAUGGAUUUUAAGUCACUUUCCAGAGAUACAAGCUUGCAGAGCUUGCUUUACUGGGUAUCAAGCGUGGAGAGCAAGUCAAGCCAUCCAAUGGCUGCUACACUUGUGGACUAUGCAAAAUCUGUCUCUGUUGAACCUAAGCCUGAAGCGGUUGAAGACUAUCAGAACUUUCCAGGAGAAGGUAUCUACGGAAAGAUAGAUGGCAAAGAAGUCUAUAUUGGUAACAAAAGGAUUGCCUCCAGAGCCAAGUGUUCAUCAGUUCCAGAUACUGAUGUUGAUACUAAAGGAGGAAAGACUGUUGGAUAUGUUUAUGUUGGAGAAACACUUGCUGGUAGCUUCAAUCUCUCAGAUGCUUGUAGAUCAGGUGUAGCUCAAGCUAUGAAAGAACUGAAAUCUUUGAGGAUCAAGACUGCAAUGCUUACAGGAGAUAACCAAGCUGCUGCAAUGCAUGCUCAAGAACAAAUAGGGAAUGCUAUAGAUAUAGUUCAUGCAGAACUUCUUCCAGAAGGCAAAUCUGAAAUCAUCAAAGAGUUCAAGAGAGAUGGUCCAACGGCUAUGGUGGGAGACGGUUUAAAUGAUGCACCAGCUUUGGCUACAGCUGAUAUUGGUAUCUCAAUGGGUAUCUCAGGCUCAGCUCUUGCAACAGAGACUGGUAAUAUAGUUUUGAUGUCUAAUGACAUCAGGAGAAUACCACAAGCGAUAAGGCUUGCACGGAGAGCUAAAAGGAAAGUGGUGGAGAAUGUGGUUUUGUCCAUCACUAUGAAAGGAGCAAUUCUUGGUUUGGCAUUUGCUGGUUACCCGUUGAUUUGGGCAGCUGUUCUUGCAGAUGUGGGGACUUGUCUGCUUGUGAUACUCAAUAGCAUGUUGUUGCUUAGGGAUAAACAAAAGGGUGGCAACAAAUGUUAUAGGUCUUCUCCUUGUGUCUUGAAUGUGGAGAAACAUGAAGGUGAUGUUGCUAGAGACAUGGAAGCAGGGUUAUUACCAAAGAGAAGUGAUGAUAAGGUUUGCAAGUCAAGCUGUUGUGGAAAGAAGAGUCAAGAGAAAGUGAUGAAACCACGUCAUGGUCACUCUGGUUGUUGUGACAAGAAAGAGAAUGAUAAUGUAGAGUUUGUGAAGAAGAGCUGUGACUCAGGGUGUUGUGGUAGCGGUAACAAGACUCAGCUUGGAACUGGCUCAAUACUAAAUGAUGCUUCUUCAACCUUAGUUAAUCUGGAAGAAGAGGUGAAAGUUUGUUGCGCAAGGCAUGUUGAUCCUGUGGUAGGUAGCUUGGAAGUGAAGAGUGAUGGGCAUUGUUGUGAGACGAGUUGCUGUGAAAGUUCUAAGAAAGAUAAAGAAGAGACCUGUUGUGAGGUGAAAACAGAGGAGGCUUGCAAGUCUAAUUGUAACAGCAGAGAGAGUAGUCACAGUCAUGAUGAUCACCACCAUGCUUGAAAGAGAUUGUGAUUGAGUUAGCUAUAGAUUAUUAUAUGCUUACAUUUGUAACCUUUUCAUCUUGGAAUCAUCAGCGAGGAUGAUGAUGUAUUAUUGAUG